AUGGCUCGCCUUUUGUUGCUUUUAGUCGCAGGGAUGAUUUUUACAGCUCAUGCAUCCCUUAUCGCAGAGGUAAGUGAACUUUUUUAAAAAAAGAUAGCUCCAAGUGUUUUUCUUUGCUUUUUCAUGAGUUUCACUGUAUUCAUUUGAGUUAAAUCUCUUUCUACGGCCAGUACAUACAAAAACGGAAAAUUGUAUUUAGCUUUUUUUUAAUCACGCAUUAUAUAAUAUAAUUCCAUGACGUACGUACAAGUCCAUUAACUUUUUUUACUUUAGAAAAUAUAGUUACAAACUAGUCGGAACAACCGAUCAAAACUCAGAAAGUUAGGUUUUUACUUGGCAUAACUUGAAACGUGAAAUUCCCUAUCGCAAUAGGGUUUAGUAUUGAAGUUGUUUGGAGUGCUAAGAAAUUUGAGCGUAGUUUCCUGAUGUGGUUUGAGGUACUUCGAUCAAGUACCAAGGGCCAGUCCAUUCAGAGCUUUGUAAACCAGCAGAAGUACAAUUUGAACAGAAGGAGGUAGGAAAUCGGAAGCCAAUGAAUGUGCAUGACGUCUAACUUAUGGCACAGCCCUUUUACUUGAACUAAGAACCGUGACUAAAAUAUGUACGUCUUUAAUACGCUAAUUAAACAGUAAUGCAGAAUUAAUCUUUUCCUACUAAAAAGACUCAAAUAUAGAAGGAAAAAGAAACCUAAUUUUUCAGACUCAGGGUCUAAUGAUAUCUAGUUGGAAAACUUCGCCGAUAAGGGGCCCCUGAUUAAAACUGAACUUUAUCCUAGGCUUUGAUCAGGAUUGUAACGUGUGCUAUGGCGUGCAAAAAGUAGGGUUCCGCCAAGUAUUCCAUCUAAAACAGCGAAGCCGCACUAGGCAGCAGAGUACUUUUAGCAAAUGUACCGAAGGAUUAAUUUCUUUUUUUAAAUUCCUGCAUUUACAGAGUUCAUUGCCGGAAACAGAGCUAAUGGAUGUCGAAGAAAAAGACGAUCUGGAAGAAAUUCCCGCCGAGGGUUAGUCAAUUAAAGAAAUAAUCAUAAAAUGUUAUUGUUAUUGUCUUGCAUUGUAGUCACUUGUGAUGUAUAUCGGCUUACUGCUAGUCGAGUCUUUAUAAGGAAAUAGGGAGCUUUAGCAAGCAACCAAGACGACGAAAACAAAGACAGUAUCAAUAAAUAAUUGGUUUUAUGAGCAAAACAACAGUUCUGCCCAUGCAUAACGCGUUUUAGUACAUUUCCUCAUUCAACAGGUCAUUUCUAUCCUUAUCCUUUCGGUGAGUUGUUCUUUCAGCGGUCCACUGUCGUUAGGAUUUUCUAUUAAAAAUAGAUGGUUUCAGCCUCAGUAGCCAUUGUAUAAGAAGGUAGCAUAGAUCAUCAGGGUGACUGUAGUCCUAGUCUCCGAAAACAGCCGUUUCUCCUCGCUCUUCGCCCCUGGGGACGUUUCGCGCGGAGAAACGUCUGCGACUCAGCGACAGAAAUUCCAUACUGAUGCCGUAAAUCAAUGUUUACGUAAUAUAUCCGGUGGUCAUGAGGUUCCACAUUCAAAUUUGUUCAAUUUUCAGGGGCACCCAACGACAGUUUUCGGAAGAAUAUCUGUUCGGAAGACGAUUUGAGAUCUAGAAUUUUCGAAACAUUUGUUGUAAAAUUUCUUGCUUGCCUGCCUCUUCCAGGAUUUUCGAACAUCUAAAAAAUGGUAUAAUUGCCCAUUUCUAACGGAUUUUUACCCUAAAAAGGUCACCUAGAAUUUUCGGGAGCCCUUUUUCUGGCUGACAUUUUCGAAAAGGUAAGUUUUCGCAGGUUACUGUAGUUCUAAGUAGGGCAGUCGAACGUUGCUGACAGUGACUAACGUUCCUACAACCUGUCUGGUAGUCAUCUUCAGGGUAAAAGUGAGUUGUAUUGGUUGACUAUCUUGUUUGGUGCGUAUAUCUUGAUAGUGUGCAUCCUUGCUUCUAGACUUUUUAUUCCACUGUCCCGGUUGUUCUGAUGUUUUUCGGGUAAAGAAUACUCAUGUGAAUCGCUUCAUAAAUAACGCGCCUGUUGUGGAUGAGGAUAACGAUAAUUAACUUUCCAAAGCAAGUCAUGGGAAAUCUCGAUAAUAAUCUUUGACGCUGCCUUGUACAGGUCGUCCACUCUGGCCAACUUAACCGCAUUCACAGGGAAACCACUGAGACGUGUUCAGGCCGACAAAAUGCUAUCUUAGUGUAGUUUCUUGUACACCUUGUUGUUGUUGCCCGGAUAGAUCUGUAGCAUAAGAUAAAUGAAACGGCGGUGAAAGAUUGUCUGAAAAUAAUGUCUCCUAAAAAAACGUUAAAAACGAAGAACAACAACAAAUCAAACAGCAGCAAAGUUCAACAGAAGUGUAACUUAGUUUUCUUUUUGGGUUUUCAGAUAAAGAGCCUCUCAUCAAUAGUGAGGAUUUGGACGUAGAUUCCAAAGAAAUCACUGAUGGAGAAGCGAAUGAGGAUGAACUGGACGAACCCGCUGUAGCUCCAGCACCUGAUGGUAAUAUUUUUUGUUAUAAUUUGGCCCUUCUUUGUUCACUUGGCAAAAGACUUUAAUUAUAAAUUAAAUACUCGACGAAACGCCGAGGCGUUUCCGAUGCGUCGUAUUUUCGAACGUAGCGUUUAUUUCAAAAUCACAUUUCCUAAACCGUUGGAUGCUUAAGAUGCUUAAGGUUUAAUGUAUGGAUGGAUAAAUGGUGUAGAUUACUCAGUUGCACGAGGCAGUUUGUUUCUUAUAGUCCUCGAAUAAACGCCGCAUUCUUUCAAUUCAGGGUGCGCACGCGGUUCAUUCGGAGGCGGAUGUUUAUUCGAGGAAGGUUUUUUAUUCUCGUGCACAAUGUAAAGCUAUUUUUUUUUCUCAUAACGAAAGAGUAUGUAAAGUUAUGAAGUAAAAGUUAUGAAGUAAAUCUGCAAGAUCAUUGUUCCACGUCUUCUCCCACGUGCUUGCCGCGUGAGAGAAAACGCUCUCAGAGAGCAAGAGUACAGCUGCCGCUCUGUACUGGUAACUCUUGCUUACGGGUUAAAACAACCGCUCUAUGAAAGCCUUCUUGCCAUUAUAGGCUUAGUAAAGUCAAUGUUUGGUUCCUGUUGAAAUCUCACUGUCGAGAGAUAUACCGCCAAACAUGUAAUCGAUCGGUGGCAUGCCUUCAUUUUUUCAAAUUAACUUCCCCUUAAUCCUAAAAUGCUUAAAAUAUAAAUGGAUGCAACAAUCAAGUUGAUAUUCAUUAGAAUUGUAACUUAAUUGAUUAGUUAAUUGAUUAAUAUUUUUAUUGAUAUUAUGGGUGACAAAUUACUCCUCCGAAAUUUCAGGGCUGAUUUAUUAUUUCACAUUUAAAAAAAGACAAAAUUGCCAUGGCAACGUCACUUACUUUACAGUACCAAGAUGGCGGCAAAGUUUUUAAAGACGAUGUCAGGGCAAUAAAAGACGCUUUAGAAAAACUAAACACAACGAAAGAAAACACCAAGAAGGAUUCUAUUAGGUAUUCUGUCGAAAAAUUCUUAAAAUCAUGACUGACUUAAGCCAGUGCGCGGAGUUCUACUAUCGAUAAUCAAUUUGAGAAACAUAUCAAAAACCUGCGAUUGUGAGCGUAAUUUGUCAUCUAUAAUAUCAAUAGGUAAUCACACAUAUGAUAUUAAUAGGUAAUUACACCUCCUACUUUUUAGAUGAAAAAUUUUCUGUCAAUGGCGAGGAGUUAAGAGAAGAAGAUUUUGAUGAAGAUCCCACAGAAGUUAUUGAUGGAGAACCACAACCAGAUGAAAUGGAAUCGCCCGCUAAAGUUCACCUUGGUUACGGAAGUAAAACUUAUAAUCAUGUUUUCUUCCGUUUCAUUAUUUAGUGAACAAAUAAGGCUCAAAUACUCGGAAUGUAACGUCUCUUUAAAUCAACCUCUUCGGUCUUAAAAAAUAUGCAACAUAAAAAAGAACAGCCUAAUUUAGUUUUGAAAAACACUCGAAAGCAAAUAUAGAAUGGUACCUAAAAAACGUGGGUCUCUGAAAAAUUUGGCCCAAUCUCGAAAUCGUGAUAGGUCUCGGGUAAUGUUGUGUCUCCGAGUCGGGACAUUUCUGUCGACUGGUCUCGGGAGUCGUGGAUUUGUCGUUUUUUCUUUCCGUUUGGUCUUCAUCAUUCCAAUUUUUCAGAGUUCAUGGGUACAGCUUAUCGAACUGAUCUAGUAGAUUAAAGGAGCUGUGUCACGAAAUUCAGGCAAAUUAGGAAAUUACAAAGUGCCCGUUAAAUUAAGAGAAACAUAAAAAUAACCGCUUAAAACUUUAAAGGAAGGUUAAAAUAACAUAACAGAAACAAGAGAUGCCACGGAUGGGCAAAACUGAAGAAGAUUGAAACGGAUUGAAAUUAGGGUUUUGGAAACUGUUCAGCUUAACAGUUUUUCAAAGUUGAUCCCUGCUGCUUGCAACUUCAAAAAUAAUGCUCUGGAGAGGUAUUUGUUUGUCUGGGAUCUCUGAUUUUGUCAUGUACAUGUAAUUUCUUUACUUACUUUAGCGAUUGAGGGCGAGUGAUUGGCAAAAUUAAACAAAAUGAACUGGACUGCUGUGAUACAGCUCCUGUAAGACAGUGAAACAAGACAAACCAGUAUUCAUGUUUUGGUGCGCUUAGCUUCCCCCGCUAACUUCCAUUGCCUUUUUCGGUCAUUUUGUUAAGCUUUCUAUAUCGAAAUUAUCGGCCGUUAGAUUCUCGGGCUAGUUGUCGUAAGCGACCAUGAUCACUUUAAUUUUGAGCCGGAUAAUUAAACUAGUUUCCUUGUUUUAAAUGUCCAGUAAGCGACCUUUAUUUAAUUAAUGAAAACAAAUUGCAAUAUAAAAAAAUUGCAAUUAAACUUCAUAUCACGGAUAGGGAAAGAUAUUGCAAUGUAUUAAUUUUAAGUUAGUGAGCUUGCAGAAUUUCGCUGAUAAUAGUCGUUAAAUAUGCUUGGUGUAGAUAAGUAAAAUCCAUAUACUAAGGAUACUAAGGUCCUAUGCGACAACAGGUAUUCUAGUACACACUACUGAACUAUGUCAAACGUUUUAUGAAGAACUCAUGGAUAUAGAAUGCACUGUAUUUUAGACUCAAUUAUAACCAUAUAUUAUAUAUUAUUUCUAGGAUGGAAAAAAAUUCCCUACCACUGGUGUACAAUACAAGGGAGAAAGUUUUUGAGUGGAAAAAAAGGCGUGAAACAAUACUUUUGGCAGUGUGCCCGCCAAUGUAACAAAAUACGAGGAUGCAAUGCGGUUGAAAUGUGGUUUGCUUACAACUGGAACUGUUACUGGUGUACGAGACCAGAUUUGAUCCGACCUUAUACCAACAAACAUGAUCUCGCCUACCCAGCACAUGUGUGGGUGCGACGUAAGUCACGACUUUCAUUUGGUAUUCUCAAACUCAUGAAGUAUUCAUGCAGUCAAAAACCAAUAAAUGACGACCAUUCGGGUCAGGUGAAUGAAUCUUGACAACUAAUGAAACACCAGAGUUUUCAUCUGAGGUGAAACAUGUUUUUCAUCUAGCUGAGAUCAAACACUUGCAUUUUAAUGAGAUGCUUUAUUGAUUAACACAACUCAUGGAAACAAUGCAAACACUCUUUUUUUUCUAUAAGAAUAUAUUUUAUAUUAUAAGAAUAUCGAGUCUGAAAUGUGUAAAAUUUUAAGAAUAUUUAAGAAUAAACCCGAGGCUGGGAUUUCGAAAAGGAUGAUUAUUUUGAGUGCUAAUGACAGUUCGAUGGACGGUACAUGAAAUACAUAUCUAUAGUAUACAGGAAAAAAAAAUGAACAAGCCGCUAAAGGGAUAUGAUAAAUUCUUUAUAAUUCAAGAAUAAUACAAGAAUAUUUUCAAGGUAAAAUCGGCAGAAAAAUAGGAAUAUUCAGCCUGGCCCGAAAAAACAACAUUCUUAUAUAUUAAAAAAAAAAGAUUGUACCAGAGAAAACGUGUCACCCCAUAAUUUCUUAUUACAGACGAGAGCACGAGGCCAUAGGCCGAUCGAGUGCUUUCAUCUGUUCUGUUUCUAAUUGUUUGGAACCCGUGAUAAAGCACCUCCCCUCGUUCCUGACAUAUCACUUCUUCACUGUUUUACCUUUUUUGUGCUUUCCAAAGCAAAUUAAUAAUAAUAAUAAUAUUUAUUUAUUUAUUCAAUUUUAUGACACUCUUAUCAAAUAAUUUUUACUCAGGUUUUUAUUAUUAUUUAUUUAUUUUAUUUUAUUUUUUUUUGCGCAAAUUAUUGUGUAAUUGUUAUCAUAAAUUUUAGUCGAUACUGCGGCUGGUUACGGUUUGCCGCCCAGCCAAAGCUUUUAUUUUUUACUCUGGGCAUCCAGACGUUUGUACUGCCAUAAUAAUAAUAAUAAUAAUAAUAAUAAUAAUAAUAAUAAUAAUAAUAAUAAUAAUAAUAAUAAUAAUAAUAAUAAUAAUGGAAACUUUAUUUCUGAACAUGUAUUUGAAUAAUUAUAAAAAUAAUAAUACUAAUACUAAUUAUAAUUAUAAACAAUUUGUCGAGCUGCAGAAAUGCAUCAAAUUUUAAGGUGUAUAUAGUACUUAGCAACAGCUGGUUUAUGUUGAAACCUUAUUUAUGUUUCCUCUUCAAUGAGGCAAUGUGUAACCGCGGCAGGGUUUACUAGAUCAGUCGGUGUCGCAGUGGGAGGCAGUACAUAAUUUAUGUAGGUUCGGACUAGCACUCAGGGUUUUAAAAACUAUUGGAGCCUACUCACUCAGUACCCGUAAAGGAGAACAAAUAUUCAGAUUUUGAAAACGAUACAGGUCAAGUGACUGACGAGCGACACCCGGAAUCUACUUUUAUUUCCCCUUUUAACCACUUAUCGCAAGGAUCCAACUGGCAUUUACUAUGAGAUAUAAGAUCGGUCUUCCGAAUGACAAACAACAAAUAACAACAAACUUUAUUACAACAUGAAUUACAGGGGGAGAGGUAUCUACCGGCAAGUAGUGAUAGCUAAUCGCGGCAGGUAGUUACUAGGACAAGAUAUUAGACGGUGCAAAUACAAGAGAUAAAAUGAAGUUACACUUACAAAUACAGCGCGAGAUACAGGAAGUUACAGCUGAUACAGAACUAAAGUUACAAGGUCAUUGCAAAAUGAUCAAUAUUAAAUGUUUUUCGUUAUAUCAGUAAUUGAUGUCGAAACAUCUAACACAAACAUCGACCUGAUAACUAAUCACGAAGGGAUUGCUAAGUGCAUGAUUAUAUAUUAUUUUCUUCACUGUGAACUUUUUUCCUUUUGCCGUUUCAAAGAAACUCUUCCAGGGAAGAACCCGUGUGACUGGCCCGUUGGGGUAUGUACCUAUCAUAAGGACCCCUGUCCUCCGGAUAUCCCGUAUCGCUGCUCUCGGCUUGACUAUGGAUGCAAGGUUCCGACAAAUCACUGCUGCUGUCGCAAGUAAGCUGAUGAUACGCAAUAUAACAUUUUGAUAAGAAACAGGAGCAUUUAUAUAGAGGAUAUUACAGGUGCACGGAGAUACGAAAUCUGAAUGUAUUUCAACCCGACGGGGAGAAGAGAAUUUUUUUAAGCCGUCAUGUAAUGUUCUGUUUAUUAUAUAAACCAAACCAUUUCACUUUCAUAGUUUUUGCUGCGAAAAGAGCGAUUUAUUUUAUAGCCAUAGCAACGGUGAUCUUUUCACAUGUGAAGUUAACGUGUUAUCUUUUUAUCUUGGUCGUGACUAAACUUUAGAGACCCCUCCAAGCUGUUGCCACGGUAACGACAAAGAGCAGCACAUUAAGAGCAUCACCUAUAUAUUAAGUAUUAUCAAUCUUAUCCAAGUGGGAGAUUCCUUUCGAGCCAUCAAACUUUGCUCUUCCUAUCAAAUAAAUGUUAACAUGGCGCAGAUUUUCCUUAAUUUUACGACCGUACCGGGUAAAGUGCAAGGUCAAAUUGGUAGAUAUGCUUGUUUGAUAUUAAUGAAUGAACGUUUUUAUUAUUAUUAUUAUUUUUUAUAGGCCAUGGAUUGGUCGCUGACUGGCAUCACCAAACGUCUGACGCUUUAAUUUGGUGAAGUAGCUGAAACCGACAUAUGUUAUAAUACCAAAAGUAAAAAAUACAAGCUAAGGCUUCAAGCUGACUGCAUCACCGAGAGAAAAUGAAGCAAAAGAAUGCGAAAGGUCCUUACGUCGCUUAUUCAACGUAAACACAAGCUUAAAGACAAUUUUAGAAACGUUUCAUAACAGUCAUACAGGCGAAGAAUAAUUUUGAUAUAUUUUUGGUCAAAGCUAAAUCUUUUGCGACUUCUUCUUCUAGAACAUGAUCUCAAAUGACUUGGAACAGUCAAAUCUGACAAAAGCAUCUAUAGCCGAGUCCAUUUUCUCUCGGUUGGCAUCAUUGAAAAGAUAAACUUUUAAGACGGAAUCCAGCAAAAUUGAGUAGUUUCAAUUUUCAGUGGACAAAAACCUUGUACCAGUAAACAAUAUCGCAUUCUUUUUACAUUUUUCACCAAAGAAAAUUUAACACCAAAGAAAAUUUCUCAUGAGAGCCCGAGAAAAUAAAUGUCAAAUUUCACGAAAUGACACCUUACACAUGAAAUUUUCAGUAUUUUAGCUGUGUUUUCACACUCUUUGUGAAAUUUGACAUCUAUUUUCUCGGGCUCCAAUGAGAAAUAAUCUUUGGUGUUGUUACAGAUAACUAAUUUUAUUAUAUGGCUGAGUCUGUUUUCGCCAUGCGAUUGGUCAAUUUGCGGUCCGUAACUUGCUAUAAGGACCAAAACUUUUAAAGAAAAUGUUCAUUUCGGAGGUCUAAAUCUCUUUACCUCGGAAAAAAUGUUUAAAUAAAGUUAUAAGACGCCUGUCGACCUUGAGGACUUGGAUGUUGACUUUGGCCUUCAACAUUUUAAACUGUGUUUAUUUAUGAACGAAGGCCAUGAAGAAACUAUUUCGUAAUCUUAUCGAAGAGGAUUCUAGUCGGUGUUUGAAAAUUUUAUCGUAGUACACAGUUAAGAAGACGAAAAUCGACUGGGAGAGAUUCGAGAUGUUUUGCCUAAGAGAAAAUGAGUAUUUCCUUCAACAAAUAUGAUAACAAACAUACCUGCACCAUCAUCUUGACAAGCUUCUUUGCCAUUUGCAGUGUUUUUCAAAGACCAACGAAAGAAAGAUAGAAGCGAGUUCGAGCCAGACACAAUAAUGACCAGUUUUCAAAAGACUCCAGCGUCACACUAACGAGUGAAUACUUACACUGCUCUUAGUUUCCACUGAAUAUAUUUUGAAAUCGGUAUGUAAACCCUGAGGACUGGAAUGUUGACUUUGCCUUUCCAAAUUUUAACCUACCUUUGUUUAAUGAGAACGAAGCUUUUGUAGAAACUGAAUCGUAACCUUACCGAGGAAGAGAAUUCUAGUCAGUGUUUGAAAAUUUUAACGCAGAUCACAAUUGAAGACGAGAAUGAACUGGCAGAAAGAGAGGUUUUCCAAAAACAAUUAACGAGCGAAUCCUUCGACAAUGACAGCAAACUUACCUUGAAAAGCUUCUUUGCUUUUUGCAGUGUUUUUUUACAAGGACAAACGGAGGAAAGAUGGAAAUGACUUCUAGACAGACACAGUUUCGGUUUCCAAAAUACUCCAGCGUUACAUUAAAGAGCUAAAACUUACAGUGCUCUUAGUUUUGACCGAAUAAACUUUUUUAACAUGGCGAAUUUGUUUUUUCUCGCUUUUGUUAUGUGUUAUUGUUUUCGUGCGCCAAUGAAAACUUUCUUUUCUGACACCUGUCAAAUGACUCUCAAAUCGUGCGUCCUGCACUUGUUUCCGGUCUCCCAAAACAGGCUUCGCGCUUGGGCCAUAAAUCGACGGAAAAAAACUCGGUCCGUAAUUUACAGUACGGACCGAAAACUCGGCUAAUAAGAGGUAUAUAUCUAUAGCCCUUGAAAAAUGUAAAAAAAAAAAAAAAGGCGAUAUUGUUUAUUCUGGUACAAGGUGUUUGACCACUGAAAAUUAAAAUUACUUUCAAUUUCCUGAUGGAUUCCGUCUUAAACGUUG
This is a messenger RNA of Porites lobata, 9923 nucleotides long. The record is from the annotation of a GenBank genome assembly. Lineage: Eukaryota; Metazoa; Cnidaria; Anthozoa; Scleractinia; Poritidae.